Molecule: messenger RNA, 528 nt
Organism: Debaryomyces fabryi
Lineage: Eukaryota; Fungi; Ascomycota; Pichiomycetes; Serinales; Debaryomycetaceae
Exons: 1
Source: RefSeq, a predicted model, not a curated record
AAAGGAGACCAUGAAUUUAAUUUGGAUUCUUUAUACGCCAUAGACUUAAGUAAGUUAGAUGGGGUUAAGGUGCUAUGGGAAGAUUUAACUGAAUUAGAACAAGAACUCGAAGAUUCAGAUGAUGAAGACGAUGACGAUUUCGAAUAUGAAGGUGAAGGUGACGAUGACGAUUCAGAAAGAAACACAGAUACUAAAUUAGAAGUAGAGGAAGAAGAGGAAGAAGAGGAAGAAGCAAGUGAGGAUGAAAUGGAAAUACCUGAUCCAAGACCUUGGUUACCACAUCCAAAACCAUUUGAAACCUUGCGUGCUUUCUAUGUUCGUACUGGUGCCCAAUUUUUAGAAUGGGCAAUCUCGAGUAACAGAGAGAAGAGAGGUAAAUAUUUGAAAAAGGCUUCUUUUGAUUUAUGUGAAGGAAGAUUUUGGGAAAGAAGAGAGCAAGUUAGUAUUUCUGAAGAUUCUUUGGAAGAAUUAGGUGGUGUCGGCGACAUUAUUGAAAAGGAUAAUUCGAAAGUUACAAAGAGGAGAUAA